UGUCCACCUUUGGUAAUGAGACACCACCACCGCCAGUUAAAUCUCCAUAGAGACAGCACUCGCCCUCCAGUGGUCUCCCGGUUAUGGGAAGCUGGUGUCUUGUGUGUGUGUUUUAAUGCAUGUUUUCCCAAGACCACUGUGCACCUUUACUCGAUCUCUCCCCUCCCCAACCUCUUUUUGGGGGCGUUGGUGUGUUUGUAGAUGGGCUUCUCCACCUGCCUUGUGUCGAGGUGCGCACCCAACAGCUUUGGGGUCCCCCCCCUAAAAAUAGGUCAAGAACUCUGGGCAACCCUUUCCUAAAAUAAUUAAGCAUGAAUUUUUUUUAAGUGACCCCCCAGAUUCCUUGAAAAAAAUCUGGUGACCAUAGCUUAAGUGUGACAAGACUUGCUGGGUGGCAGUUCAUAUACUCAGGCAACCUGAUGAUCCCCUUUUUGUGGCAGUGGAAUGUUAUAGUGGACAUGCUCCCUACCCUAGGCUCUAGAAAUCAAAAAGACAAGAGUAAACAUCUGACUUAUCGGUGAGUGCUUUAUAACCUUUACUGUUAUUUUUAGACAAGUUGGUUUGGGGGAUGCUAGCAGCUCUCAUUAAAUGUUCCAGCACAUAGCUUAUGCCAGCCUCUUAAAGUCAGAGAAGCUGGACUGCUUCCUGUCGUUGCUGGCUGAGGUUGAGUUGGACUGGAAUUCACAUGUUUCAAAACUUGAGGGAGCUUUUUUAUUGUUGCUGCCAUUGAAGAAUUGGGAGUCAGAAUCCUUGCUGGUCUACAGUACUGCAAAUUGCUCAAAUCGAUGCAUACCGUAUGUACUGAUUUGCCAUCUGCCCAUCCCUGGACUAAAGCCAACUUCAUUCAUGAAAGCUUAUGUCACAAAUCUUUUUUCUGAUGCCACAAAACACCUUUCUAUUUUUUGUUGCAACAGACUAACAUGGCUACCCUUCUGGAACAAGCUAUCUAUAUUCACAAUGUCUUAAUAGCUUUCUCACUUUCCCAAAGAAGAAACAUUGCAAACAUGCUUUAUUCAGACACUUCGCCAACUGCAGAAUUCUGUGGGAGUGUUAUUUCCUGAUGCUGGAAUUCGCUAAUAACGCCUGUCGACCCACCAGACUGGCAUAUGUUCUUAUUCAAUUCCGUUCUUUCCCUGGUGACUAUGUGUAGAAAUUACUGCAGUAAAGGUCCCUCCACACACUUCCUUAUGCAAACAGGAUGAUUCUGCUAGAAUCCCCUAAUUUUUCUUACCAAAUAUGUUAUGGAGAUUCUCCCCUUCUGCUCAACUUUUAUUGCACUAUAGCCCCUCCAGACAGCAGUAAUUGCAUCACAGAACAGCUCACAAAGCAGAACAAAUCCAUCACUAAUGCACUAUUACUGUGUCAAGAACAUGUUGCAGAAUAAAGCUGCAAUAAAACACCAGUUUGGAGGGGCCCUGAGUCUUCUAACCAACAAGUUGGAUUAUAAUGUGUGUGUGAGAGAUCUUAAAGAAAUUCUAGAGAGUCUUGAAUAAUUGCUCUAUUGUUCCAAAGCGACUGUCCAAAGCUCAAUAUUGCUAAGUGCUACCAUUAAAAAACAAAAAACAAAACAGAAGACAUUAGGACAGCCUGAAAUGUAAUCCUUUCGACUACAAGUAGAAUAAAUAUAGCACAGCCUGCAGAUGGCUGCAGAACAAGACAUCCAGAGUGAUAUGACAAUCUGUGCGCUUUUGGGAGGUGAGUCUUAAGCACCGCUCUGCCUCUCCCCGUCAUUUUUCUGAACCAGGGAAAGCUUCAGCUGCUCCUCUUCCUGCAGCCCCGCCAUUCCCCUUCAAAUGUUGACCCUCUGCAAGGUCACCGAUUCUCUGUUCAUUAGCAAUUCUAGGUCAGCCUGCGAUGAGAAUCUCCUCGUUCAAGAGAGGAUUACGUUCUGUGUCAAUGUCUCCAGGCAGCAGCCCUUCCCAAGCUUUCAGCAAGUCCAGACGCUGAGGGUCCCCGUCUUUGAUGAUCCCUCAGAGGACCUGUAUCGAUACUUUGAGCGCAGCAGCGAUGCCAUAGAGGGCGCAGUCCAGAGCGGUGGGAAGUGCUUAGUGUACUGUAAAAACGGCCGCAGCAGAUCUGCUGCCAUCUGCACUGCCUACUUGAUGAAGCACCAAAAUCUCAGCCUGAAGGAUGCCUUUGAGAUUGUGAAGAUGGCCAGGCCGGUAGCAGAGCCCAAUGUUGGCUUUUGGUCCCAGUUACAAAAAUAUGAAGGACAUUUACAAAUGCAGCAUCAAAUGGAUUCUUCUCGAAAAAUAACUUCGCAAUAA
Zootoca vivipara (common lizard) is the source of this 2267-nucleotide messenger RNA. It is a transcript of the gene DUSP28, whose product is annotated as dual specificity phosphatase 28. Gene Ontology annotation, biological process: protein dephosphorylation. Lineage: Eukaryota; Metazoa; Chordata; Lepidosauria; Squamata; Lacertidae. The record is from RefSeq and is a predicted model, not a curated record. Gene Ontology annotation, cellular component: cytoplasm. Gene Ontology annotation, molecular function: MAP kinase tyrosine/serine/threonine phosphatase activity.